AUGCCUGAAAGAUUACUAUUCGAAGUGUUAGUACUUGAAUUAGAGCUUGUGCUAUUCAUUGGACUCGAAUUGUUAGUACUGUACUAUUAGUAUUAGUAUUAGUAUUAGAAGAAGUAUUUGCAUUUGAAGAGGAAUUUGUAGUCGUAGUAGGAUUUGAAGCCGUAGUUGUAUUUUGAACAUUCCAUGAGAAAUUGGAGGAAUUAGAUGAUGAAUUAGAUUAACUUCCAUUUGAAGUAGAUUGACUUGUUACCAGAACAGUACCAUUAGGAGAUAUUUAAAUGUUUGUUGAUACAACUGUUGAGGAAUUGGUAGAAGUUGAUGUUCCUAAUUGACUAAUUCCACUAUUUACAUCCCAGAAUUAAAGGAAAAAAAUUAAAAAUUUCAAUGGAUGAAAAGAUAAAAUUCAAAGUGUGCUUGAUUGGUGACGGUGGAGUUGGUAAAUCUUCUAUUGUACAGAGAUUAUUUAUGGGCUAAACUUAUAAUCCCUCUAAUAAUGAAAGUAUAUAUAACCCAACUGUUGGAUCUGAUUUCUUCACUAAAUCUUAUCAAAUUGGAGAGGAUAGAUAUAUACAGUUGAAUAUAUGGGAUUUGAGCGGCCAUCCAGAGUUCUAUAAAAGUAGAUAAGAAUUUUACAAAGAUACUUAGGUGUUAAUUUAUGUCUUUGAUCACUCAUUUAAGGAAAGUUUUGACAACUUAAAUGAAUGGUAUAGAGAAUUUUAGAAUAGCUAGGCUGAAACUCCAAUUCUCACUUAUCUAGUUGUUAAUAAAGUAAAAUCUCAUAAUCUAAAAUUUAAUUAGAUUGACAAGCCAAGAGAUAAGUAUUUGGAGUAAUAUGAAGUAGAUGAUUAUGCUGAACUUAGGAGGUUUAAUAAAGUUUUUUAGACAAGCGUAUAUCAAAGUAACAUUAAAAUUUAAAACUAAUUUCUCAAACAGAUUAAGGACUUGGUGAUAUUUUGA
Messenger RNA from Stylonychia lemnae, 957 nucleotides. Lineage: Eukaryota; Ciliophora; Spirotrichea; Sporadotrichida; Oxytrichidae. The record is from the annotation of a GenBank genome assembly.